AUGUCUGACGAGAGGUACCUCCUGAAUCGCGAUGCAAAAGAGUCAGCACGCCUGAUUGCUCAGCACGACUGGCUACAGACCUUGACAGGCUGCGAUAUCCAUCCUUGCAUCAAGCUCGAGGGCCCCAACCUUCGGAUCGCGGAUGUGGCUACUGGGACGGGCAUCUGGCUGCUCGAUCUGGCCAAGAAGUUGCCUGAAACAACCCAAUUCUAUGGCUUUGAUAUUUCUGAAGAACAAUUUCCGGCCACCGACAAGCGCCCUGGAAACGUGUCUCUUCACAAGCAAAACGUGCUGCAAGACUUCCCUGAGGAGUACCACGGAUCAUUUGACCUCGUAGCUGUGAGACUUAUCACGGCUGGUUUGAGACCGGAAAAUUGGAGCACUGCAGUCGAGAAUGUGACCAAGCUCUUGAAGCCUGGCGGUUAUCUGCAAUGGAUAGAACCUCUCCAUGGCAAUUUCAGGCUUUACAAUCUCAAGCCCGGGGCACCGAAUGCUGCGGCACGGACAGCCGUAGGCCAUUUCCUCACUGGAUAUAACAAUGCCAUCCCUCCCGGACCCGAGACUCUGCCGCAGCUGUGCGACAAGCACCAGCUAGAGGACCUCGCCCUCGAAGUAUACCCAACGGAUCACUAUCACGACCACGAAAAGGUCAAGACGCAAAGCAAAGACUUUCUUCGUGGCGCUUGCACCGCCAUGAUGCCGCUCAUGGUUGGUGACGAGUCAGAAGGUCGGACCAAAGAACAAAUCGAAGAGGCCUUUGAGAGAGCAGCGCAUGAGUUGGAUGGAGAUAUCUACAUUCACUCAGAGAUGCAGUUCAUAGUCAGGCGCAAACGUACAUAG
Messenger RNA from Emericellopsis atlantica, 840 nucleotides. RefSeq names its product S-adenosyl-L-methionine-dependent methyltransferase. Lineage: Eukaryota; Fungi; Ascomycota; Sordariomycetes; Hypocreales; Bionectriaceae. Bases 1 to 840 code for a protein of 279 amino acids. The transcript has 3 exons. The record is from RefSeq and is a predicted model, not a curated record.